Talaromyces atroroseus is the source of this 852-nucleotide messenger RNA. RefSeq lists its product as hypothetical. The transcript has 3 exons. The record is from RefSeq and is a predicted model, not a curated record. The coding region runs from base 1 to 852 and encodes 283 amino acids. Lineage: Eukaryota; Fungi; Ascomycota; Eurotiomycetes; Eurotiales; Trichocomaceae.
AUGACUGGACGAGCUUAUGAGCGCCCGGAGCGCCACAAUGAAUAUUUCAUUCCGGGGGAUGGGAUCAGCCGUGAAGUUAUCCAGGCCGACAUCUGCAGAUACCUGGGAAAUGAUGCUCUCGUAAAACCUGGAACACAUCAAGGCCGCUCAGGCUACUUGAUUCGUGCUUAUCGGAAUCUCACUUCAGAAAUGAUUACCGACCUCAAAGCCGACUCCGCUCGAUGGGAACAAGAGGUCGAACGCAGAGCUAACAUGGGCUAUUCAAGAGGUACUUAUGUUCAAGAUGUACGUAGGUCCCGAAGCCCCAAUGAGCUUUCAGGGAGCUAUGUGUCGCCAACCCACGAGCUCCGUUCACAGGGCGGCCCAUCGCCACCAACCUAUCCUGCAGCACCAGCGCCAUUCAUUGAUCCCUAUGCACAACAACAACCUCAGUAUGGAGCACCUUCAGGUCAGCCAUAUGCCACGCCUUCGUAUUCCACCUCGCAGUCCCCUGGAUAUGGCCAAAACCCGUAUGCAUCUCCACCACAACAAAAUCCUUAUUCAGGCCCAGGCCAAGGCCAGACGCCUAUAUCAGCACCGGAUGUUCAUCAACCUUCAUACACUUACAGUAGUAAUCCUGGUUACGGCUAUGAACGGGGGAAUGCCGCUCCCCGAUACCCAGGGGCCGGCUACGACAAUGAGCCUGAAUACUCUCCUGUCACUUCUAGUAUGGGUUAUCCUGCUGCCACUGCACCUUCGGAUGCCCGUUUAGGAAUGGACCCGAGAUACACCCCAGAGGCUGCUUAUCCUGAACACAGAGCAGGGGCCAGCCGGCCACAACAGAACAGAGAUCCUCAUCGGAGGCCGCGUUAA